AUGGCUGCUGAUUUUGCCGAUGAGGAGUCCGUUAGAGAGGAUGAGAACGAUUACGAUGUUAUAAUUAUAGGAGCAGGUUUAGCUGGUCUUACGUGCGCAUAUAACAUUCUGAGAAAAGAAACUGGGUUAGAUGUAUUAGUCAUCGAAGCAAAUACUGUAAGAGACCUCAACAACGUCUCAGCACUUUGGUUUUUCGUUAUGCUGAACGGAGCAUCAGGUUUUUUAAAUCGAUUGAAAAUUAUGAUAGGUGAUAGUAAUCGAUAUUUCGUACAAGAUGGUAUGUGUACGAUUACGCAUACACUGUUAAAGAAUAUUUUACGACAGCAUGGAGAAAUAAGAUGCAUAGAGCCAGUUAGUAAAAUUACGUUCAAUGAUGAUCGAGCUUAUGUGUCUACGACGAGGAAUUACUUCAGAUGCGAAUUCGUAGUUAUUGCGAUACCUCCAUCAAUGCAGAGCAGUAUCAUUAUCGAACCAUCUCUCUCCUCAAUAAAUAUCGAAACAUUGUACACACCGGCAGAAAAUGUGUUUUUCAAUGUGUUUUAUAAAAAACCAUUUUGGAGAUCUAAUUCUACAAAGGAUAUUAUCACCACUUGGGAUUCUAGUAACAAUUCAAACAUCAUUUACGAUGCAACUCUAGGCAACACGGAAGGAAUCGUGUUCGCUGGGUUUCUUGCCGAACCUAAUCUCGAACAAACACAUAAGAGAGGACUGUUUGACACGUUGGAAGAUUGUUACGAAACUGUCGAAGCAUCGAGAUUUUUACGAUACAAAGAAUACGAUCAGUCGUUGAUAAAUGACGAAAUGAAACCUGGUUGCCCUAUGAGUGUCCUGAAGCCCAUUUCCAUUCAGGAUUAUAUUAAUCAUACAGAAGCUUCUUACGAAAGGUACGAGGAUGCUUUUAGGUAUCAACGUAAUCAAAGAUGA
Molecule: messenger RNA, 924 nt
Organism: Bombus impatiens (common eastern bumble bee)
Lineage: Eukaryota; Metazoa; Arthropoda; Insecta; Hymenoptera; Apidae
Product: amine oxidase [flavin-containing] A-like
Exons: 4
Coding region: 1-924 (307 amino acids)
Source: RefSeq, a predicted model, not a curated record